AUGGUCAAAACUGAUAUAGAAUGGCCCGCUGGGGAGGAGAAGUCCAGCAUAGCACGGGCUGUGGUCCGAAGUACCUGUGGCUUUACCUUGGGGUUGUCCUUGGCCACAGCCUAUGGGCUCUUGCAGCUUCUAGCAGAAGGACACAGCCCCUUUGGCUGCCUGGUGACCACUGUGACUUUGGCUGCCUUCCUUGGCUUGGGCAUGGGGUUCUCUCGCCAGGUCCGGGUCUCUGUCUUCCUGAUGCUUCCUCAGGUCUUCUCCAAGCAGAGCCGUUUGCUGCUGUUGGUGGCUGCCUUUGGGCUGGUGCUCCAAGGGCCUUGUGCCAACACCCUGCGCAACUUCACCCGGGCAAGCGAAGCUGUGGCCUGUGGGGCAGAGCUGGCACUGAACCAGACAGCUGAAGUGCUACAGCGGGCCAAGCAGCCCCUCAUCAGUGCUCUGACCAAGAUUAAAGCUAUUGCCCAGAAGGCCAAAGUGGUGGCUGACCGGGUACGCAAGUUCUUCCGGUCUGUCAUAGAUGGCGUGAAACAUAUAGCCAGGUGCCUGCAGAACAUGUGGUAUUGGCUCCUUCAUAUUGGCGAUGUGUGCAACUCAGAGCUGGGCAACCCUUACAUAAAAUGUGCUCGGGUGUUUGAUGAUGCCAAGGACAACUGUAUGAAGGUCGUGCCGCGAUUCCAUCAGCUGUGUUAUGUGCUCUUGCCAUUCAAACUGGUGUUCUGUGGACUUGCCAACUUGGUCCAGUUGUUCUGUGUCAUCCCCAUGUACCUCCAACAGUUUCUGCGAAAGACCAUCAAGACCCCCGUGAUGAAACUGCUUGAUCGGGUACGUCGUGAGUUUGAGUUCAACAUGACAGCCACCCACUACUUCUCUGUGGACCUCAAUGCCUCUCGGAGCCUGUCCCAGGUGGCUUUGGAUCUUCAGGAGGCUGUCAGCAUGAAGUUGUACACUGCUAGGGAGGUCCUGUCUAUGAUGGGAUACACCAUGCCUCUGCUCUUUGGACUUCUCUACAUCCAAGCCCUCUAUUAUCGGUAUGGUUACCUGCACUGGGACAAUUUUGACAACGCCUAUAUCACCAGGCGCUUUCUGGACAUGGAGGCAGUGCGCUCCUUGGCAGGGCUGCGUACGGUGCUGCCACUCAGUUCUCACGAGGCCAGGCACUACGUGCAGCCAGGCUCCUUCUCCCUGACCCGAUGGGAACAGAUUUUAUAUAUUGUGGAGACCUUUAACCUCGCCCGCCAUCUCCUCCUUGUGCUCCUUCUGGUCUUUCUGGACUAUGGCGUCUUCUGGAUACUUGAUCUGGCCCGGUACUACCUCCAGGGCGAGAUUGUAGCCCGCAGCCCUGUGUUAGUGUCUAUAAAGGUGGAAGGGACCGGUUAUUCGGGGAAUAUUUACCGUGACCUGGUGUCAGCUUUUGAUGUUCUACAACAAGGCAACGUCAGUAUAUUGUCCCGGCGCUGCGCGCUUCAUCCCUCAGAACCAGAUGCUAAGGGUUACAUCGUUAUCGGUACCAUGUAUGGUCUGUGCUUCUUCGUCACUCUGUUUGGCAGUUAUGUCAGCAGGCUGCGGCGUGUCAUCUGUGCCUCCUAUUACCCCUCCAGGGAGCAGGAAAGGAUCGCCCACCUCUAUAACAUGCUUCUGAGUCGUCGAACCAACCUACCCGCUGCAGUGCAGCGAGCAGUGAUGCGACGGGCAGCUGACCAGGGUCACAUGAGUAUCCUCCAGGUGCUAGCCACCCGGUACCCUUCCCUAAGUCCAUUGCUUGGCCGGUUUUUGUUGCAUCAGACUUAUUGCCUGGGUUGUGGGCAGCCAGAAGAAAAGGGGGGCAUGGAGAACUUUGUGUCCUGCAGUACCCCAGGCUGCAGAGGUCUCUACUGCCCUACCUGUUUUCGUCUCCUGGACAACACCUGUUCUGUAUGUGCGUCUCCCCUCUCCAACCAGGGGCGCCUAGACCUGGAGCUAGACUCCAGUGAUGAGGAGGGUCCUCAGCUAUGGCUGGCUGCAGCUCGAAGAAGGGCCCCCGAGCAGGAGCUGAAACUUCGACAGCAGCUUCAGGAAGCACUGGGCACAAACCUUUCAGACGAGCCUAGCUCCCAGUCCGAGACAACAGGAAGCAGGUGGGAACAGUACCUGUUCUGUCACAUCUACAUAGGCUGCCUCGAUUCCAGGACAGGGAUGGGAGGCAGAGGAGACUGA
Rattus rattus (black rat) is the source of this 2193-nucleotide messenger RNA. It is a transcript of the gene Dcst2, whose product is annotated as DC-STAMP domain containing 2. The transcript has 14 exons. Lineage: Eukaryota; Metazoa; Chordata; Mammalia; Rodentia; Muridae. Gene Ontology annotation, cellular component: membrane. Bases 1 to 2193 code for a protein of 730 amino acids. The record is from RefSeq and is a predicted model, not a curated record.